This is a messenger RNA of Otolemur garnettii (small-eared galago), 1460 nucleotides long. It is a transcript of the gene EVI2A, whose product is annotated as ecotropic viral integration site 2A. Gene Ontology annotation, cellular component: membrane. The coding region runs from base 432 to 1127 and encodes 231 amino acids. The transcript has 2 exons. The record is from RefSeq and is a predicted model, not a curated record. NCBI's taxonomy places the organism in Eukaryota, Metazoa, Chordata, Mammalia, Primates, Galagidae.
GCCAUCUUAAAACCUCUUUUUAAUAAUAACAACAAAUCAUUCAAAUGCUUGUCGCAGGCAUACACAAUGAGUACAAGGUCAAAAGGAAUUAAGUGAAGAACCCUCCCUGUUCUGGAGGCGGAGAUUUGUUCUACAAAGCCUCCUGUCAUGCCAGUGGCCAACUAGACAAGUUGGAGGGUUUUUUUCUCUUUUUUUCUUUUCCUUGUGACAUGUGCUUUAGUUGCAGCGGAAAGGAAAUGUGUCAUCUGUGGUUUGGUUUUAAAAGUGGAAAACUAGCUGCACAUAUCCUUUUUUACUGCAGAUUUACUUUAAGGUUCAUAUUCUCCAAGUCUGUUCUGCUUUAAAUAGGAAAAGAAGAAAAGAAGUGAGUUAUUAGAAUCACAUUAUACUCAGAUUUUGACCAAGCAUUGUGUAAGAUAACCAGUAUACUCAUGGACAUGGAACACGCAGGACAUUACCUGCAUCUUGCCUUUCUGAUGACAACAGUUUUUUCUUUGUCUCCUGGGACAAAAGCGAACUAUACCCAGCUGUGGGCUAAUAAUACUACUGCCUGGGAUUCAGUUAUUCAAAACAAGAUGGGCAGAAACCAAAAUGAAAACAUUAAUACCAACCCUGUAACUCCGGAAGUAGAUUAUAAAGGUAAUUCUAGAAACACGCCUGAAACGGCAACAUCUCACGUUGUAACUUCUAAAUCUGAACAGGAGCUUUAUAUACCUUCUGUUGUCAAAAAGAGUUCUCCAACUGUACAGAGCAUUGAAAACAUAAGCGUAAGUCAGAGUGAAAUUUUCAAAAAGGAUGUCUGUGAGGAAAACAACAGCAACAUGGCUAUGCUAAUUUGCUUAAUUAUAAUUGCAGUGCUUUUUCUUAUCUGUACCCUUCUAUUUUUAUCAACUGUGGUUCUGGCAAACAAAGUCUCAUCUCUCAGACGAAUGAAAGCAGUAGGCAAGCGUCAGCCUAGAAGCAAUGGCGAUUUUCUGGCAAGCAGUGGUCUAUGGCCUGCUGAAUCAGACACUUGGAAAAGAGCAAAACAACUCACAGGACCCAGCCUAAUGAUGCAAUCUACUGGAGUGCUCACAGCUACAAGGGAGAGAAAAGAUGAAGGAGGAACUGAAAAACUCACUAUCUAACAGAUGGCUUAGUGAAGAAAAAUGCUAAGUAGCAAUGGGAAUGGUUACAAAGUAAAAAUGAAGUCAAUUUGGUAUUUAAUGCCAAAGUGUUGGGCUGAUGAUCUAAAAUUUGUGAUGGUAGGCCUUGCAAUUUAAUUUAAAUCAGGCAGGCAAGAAAGGGAGAAGUAUGACUGCUUACUUAAGUACCUAAGCUAUAUACUUUUUUGGACACUGAAUGAUUUCAAAAGCAAAUAAUAACAUCACCAAGCAUUUGAGGAAAGUUUUAAAGAUAACUUGAGGAGAUUGACUAAUAGAGAGCAAGAGAUAAUUAAAUCAAUAUCCCCUAUUCAGCAA